Cuscuta europaea is the source of this 2323-nucleotide messenger RNA. NCBI's taxonomy places the organism in Eukaryota, Viridiplantae, Streptophyta, Magnoliopsida, Solanales, Convolvulaceae. The record is from the annotation of a GenBank genome assembly.
GUUAAUUGUGGAUUUCACAAUCAUGUUAUUCCAACGAGCUUAGUGGGGCACACAUUUGCUGGUAAAUUGACAAAGCAAGAGAUUUCUUUGGUGAGAGACUUAUCCGAGGCGGGAUGCAAGCCUAAGCCAAUUCUCCAAAGUUUAAAAAUUGCGAACUCUGAAAAUGUUACAUCCAGAAAGCAGGUGUACAACGCAAGACGCAAGCUUAAGAAGGAAUGGAUGGAUGCAACAAUUAAUUCAUUUGAUUUCAAAGUAUGAUUACUUUGAGGCCAAUAGAUUAGUGCCAGGGAGUGAAGAUUUACAUGACAUGAUAUUCGCGCAUCGAGAUUCACUAAAAUUAUUGCGACUUUUUCCUUAUGUUCUCAUCAUGGACACAACAUACAAGACAAACAGGUACAAGAUGUCUUUUCUGGAAAUAGUGGAAUUCACAAGUACGUUGAAGACAUUCUCUGUUGCAUUUGCGUGGAUGGGAGCUGAAAGCGCAGAGCACUACAUUUGAGUUUUAAAUGAGUUAAAGCUAAUAUGUCCUUGUUCCCCAUUAGCGAUUGUGACUGACCGAGAGUUAGGUUUAAUAAAAGCACUCAGUGAAGUCUUCCGAGAAUCUAAACAUAUAUUGUGCAUGGUACAUGUCAAGCGUAACAUAGAAGAUAAAGCUUUAAAAUUGAGCAAUAUGAAGACGAUCCAACUAUCCUUUUCAAAAGGAUGCAUGAAGCUAUUUAGUUCAACCAUUGUCGAUCAAUAUGAGGAGCAAUUAAAAUAUAUGAGAUCGAAAUGGAAGAACAAUUGGGGCCUUAUGAGGUAUCUUACUGAAUAUUGGUUGGACCCGUACAAAGAUCGUUUAGUUAGCGUGUGGACGGACCAUGUCACACAUUUUGGCACAAGGACUACUAACAGGGUGGAAUCUGCACAUGCAACGUUAAAGCUACAAUUAGGCUCAUCCAUUAAGGGGUUUGACAAUGUUUUUGUUGAGAUAAAUAACUUGCUGAAUGAUCAAUUGGAUGAAGUGAGGCGAUCUUUAGAAUUGUCAUGUUGCACCAUUCCAAUGGUAUUGGAUAAGAUUCCAAUACUUAGCCAGCUUCAACACAUGGUGUCAAAUGAGUGCAUGAAUAAGUUAAUAAGGAUGCAUGAUGAGGUCAUAGCAUGAAAUUACGAUCCAAUAUGCAAUGACUAUUGGUGGAGGGAAUGUUAUGGUUUACCAUGUCCACACGAGCUAGCAACUUGUAUUCACGAUAAUCGUCCACUACAUCCAUCAAUGGUACAUGAAUUUUGGAGAAGAGUUGAAUGGCAUGUAAAUAAGGAACAAGACAAUGACAAGGCCGAUGAUAUAAGUGUUGAUGAUGUGGUCCUAAAAACCAUAGUUGAUGAGUUUCAAUCAGGCCGUAUGUCAGCACAAGAAAAAAAAGACUUAUUGCAAAAUGGAAUGAGAUGAGGAAUCCAAAACUUAAUGUUAUGAAAGAGCCACCGAUUCAUGAAACGAAGGGAAGGCCCAAAAAAAAUCAACCACUCGAGACCCAAGUGCAUGGGAGUACAUUGAGAAAAAAUACAAAAAAUCCAAGGGUACAAUAUCACAUCAUGGGUCUCGUGGAUGUGGCAAGGAUAUUAAAAGGAAAUCUCACACACGUCAAAAUCGAAUGCAAUUUAAUUUCAGUAAUGAUGUUGAGACAUUCAUGCUUAAGCAUAUUAGUAAAGUUGUGGACGUUAUUGGAGAUGGACAUUGCGGAUAUCGCUCAUUUGCAGAGCUUUUAGGAUGGGGAGAAAAAGAAUGGGUUAGAGUUCGAAGGGAGUUAGUGGAAGAACUCGAUCGUCAUCGUGAGCUAUAUAAUCCUAUAUGCCUUCUUGACACUAUUGAUGAAUUGCGGGAGCAAAUAGACUACUACAUCAGUCCCGCACCACCCAAGUAUUGGAUACACAUGUCGCACACAGGGUUGAUCUUUGCAACGUUAUACCAGGUUAUUUUAGUGCAUUUUGACCUCCACGAACCAGCCACUUGUUUGCCCAUGAUCGCUCCCCGUGUAGUAGUCCUCCGAAGACAACUGUUUGCAUUGCUUGGCUUGAUUCCCAACAGCACUACAUAGAUGUUUGGCUUGACGACAAUGCUCCGUUGCCACCAGUCAUUACGACAUGGUCUUACUAUCAGGACGCUAGUGUUACAGGAUGGGAUACUCCACUUCUUCAUCGAAUUAAACAAUUUAUAGAAUGUCGUAAUGUUGUAAGAGACCAUGUUCCAAUUGUAUUGGAUGAUUGAUAUAAACCUUAUAUAUUAUAAAAACACAAAUGUUUUGUUUUUUACUUUGCACAAUUCUAUAUUAGAUUUUUUUGGGAG